Messenger RNA from Aphanomyces invadans, 306 nucleotides. RefSeq lists its product as hypothetical. Bases 1 to 306 code for a protein of 101 amino acids. The record is from RefSeq and is a predicted model, not a curated record. NCBI's taxonomy places the organism in Eukaryota, Oomycota, Saprolegniomycetes, Saprolegniales, Verrucalvaceae. The transcript is spliced from 2 exons.
AUGGACCAAGAAAUGGAAGAAAUUCCAACGCGACCUGAAAUGGAAUGCGUGCGCAUGAAGCGCGAUUACGCUACCGCGUUGCCGUCCAUCCAGUCUUUGGCUGAGCCUGCCGAACUUAUCGAAGGCAUGGCUCGUUUUAGCUGGUUUGUUACAAUGGACGAAGCGAAUGACGAAUUCAUCUUGAAAUGGAUGAAGGAGAUCAUGUCAAAGCCCUUGAACAACGCGAUUCCGAACGCUGAAAAAGAGCUCGAGAAAUUACGAUGGAACAUAUCUGAAAAGGAUGUUACCAUGCGCGUGCAAGUCUAA